Molecule: messenger RNA, 2566 nt
Organism: Temnothorax curvispinosus
Lineage: Eukaryota; Metazoa; Arthropoda; Insecta; Hymenoptera; Formicidae
Gene: Timp
Product: metalloproteinase inhibitor 4
Exons: 5
Coding region: 483-1145 (220 amino acids)
Biological process (GO): negative regulation of endopeptidase activity; negative regulation of membrane protein ectodomain proteolysis
Cellular component (GO): extracellular matrix
Molecular function (GO): metalloendopeptidase inhibitor activity; protease binding
Source: RefSeq, a predicted model, not a curated record
CGACGUAAGAACGUAGGAAGGAACGAGAGCCCGGCGUGUCGCUCACGCUUGCAUUGCUUUUCGAAGCUCGCGCGCGAUCGGUCGCACGCUCGCGAGGUACAUAUACGUGCGUGGUGCAGGCUCGUGAGACGUAGGCGCACACGUGGAGAUAGAGAAAGGGAGAGAAAAUCCCUCCAGUCUCGUUCUGCGCUUUCUUUCUCUCUCUUUCUUCCUCUCGCGAUCGAUGUUAUCUCGCGACGAGGAUCCUUCUUCGUGCGCGCGAGAAAGUGGCCGGCUCUUCGAGAUCAAGAUUGGAUCCGCGGAAAAGCGCGAGUGCAGUUUUCUCGGCGGUAUUGAUCGGUUCCGCAGCUUCGAUUCGGUGAUUAUUAUGCUCGCUGAUCUGUGAGAUCUUGAACGCAGAGAAGAGACAGCGGGAAAAGGCGGAAGAGACUGCGAGGAAGAGUUUUACGGAGGAAUCAAGAAAGGGGGGUCACCGGAGAAAGAUGGGACGACUACUCGUGUGGACGCACUUCUUGCUGCUAACCGUGCUGUUAGCACCGGUGCAGAAAGCUGCGGCAUGCAGCUGUGCGCAGGCUCAUCCUCAAACCAAGUUUUGUGAAUCGGAUUUUGUCGUCGUGGUGAGGGUGAAAAAGAUUCUUCCCGUGAGCGACUACGAGAUCGCUUACAAGGUCAAGAUAAACAGGGUGUUCAAGUCGAACCCAAAGGCCGACGUGGCUCUGAUGCAGAACCUUUUACGGACACCGUCCACGGACUCGAUGUGCGGAGUGACAUUGAACGUCGGCGAUACGUACGUUCUAAACGGAAGAAUCGUCUCGGGGAAAGCGUUCAUAUCGUACUGCGGCCUCUCGAUAAGAUGGGCCGACACGACUACUAGGCAACGCAAGGGAUUGAGACAACUCUAUCAACAAGGCUGCGUGUGUGACAUUCUGUAUACACACUGGAGGCGCAAGGGUGCCGUGCUGGAGUCCAGCGGCGGGAAGAAUUGCCUCUGGGAAAGCACACCAGGCCCCCAGGAUUGCCAAGAAAAAUACGGCGUGUGCAUGGCGUCGCCCAGCGGCUGCUCUUGGGUUCCCUCGGUUCCGUACAAGAAUUGUAUCAAGGAAUACCAGCGUAAACGCGAGCAGCAAAGGUCGCGGGAACCUUAAUUGGCACUUUCGCAUCAUGCUCCGCAUCGUGUCCUCGUACGACGGAAAGCAACAGAAUUUAUCGGGUGUAAUACGACGCGGCGUGCCCGCCGGAUAAUUUGAUGACGGGCACGCCGCGUGAUCGAGCCACUGAAUGGUUUUGCGGUAGUUUGAUGGAAAACUGCAUAUUUGCAGCACGUGAAAAUGCACGAGAUCCGAACCACUACUAUAUAUUACAUGGAAUAAUUGAGUAACAGGAUAGUUCAAUAAUUGAUUACCGCAUACACAUGGAUGCGUGAGGCAAAAAAUUUCCCGUUUUUUAAAAAUAAUUUUAUUAAAAGCGAUAACACUCUGCGGUUUUGUAAACUGACUUUUAGUAGCGCUUUCGAAUAAAAUCGGAUUUAUCUAAAAAUGACAAUGCGUUAGAUUUUUGAAGCUGAAAAGUAGAUUCCUAAGCUUGUAGCAUUUGUGAGGGACGCAAUUAUAUAUAGAUUAUUAAUGAUGACCUUAAUUUUCGUUCUAAUUUUUUUUAUAGAUUUCUAUGCCGGGCAGAAACGAUAUCGAGGAAUCGGAAUAAUAUUGUAACAAUGCAAGUUAAAAAUAUGAAAUUGUCUGUUGUCUAAAUUGUUCGUGACUUAGGUUCGAUAGCAACAACGUCGGCCAAUUUUAUCCCGUAAUUUAUAACGGCAGUUCUGGUUUAACAUUGUGGCUAUAACACAAACAGAAAAAAAGUAUUAGUUAAUUAUUGGUCUGACCGGCGUUGUAGUGCAACCGACCCUUAAUUAUUCGAUUAUUAUUAUUAACGAGGGGUAAGUUUGCAUCGCUUAGGUUUGAAACGAGUGAAUAUGCAUCGCUGAAAUAUAUAUGGGUGACCUACUUUCACGAUCAUUCUGUCUCUCUUUCUCUUAACAAGUUGUAUAUAUAUUAUAUAUUGUUAAUGUAUAUUGUGUAUCGUUAAAUUAUUCCAAUUAUUAUCGUUUCGCGUUGUAUGUAGUCUUAGAUGUUGUACAACUUCACUCGUACUUUACUUCGUAAUAUUUUAUGCGCAUUUUUAGAUCUAAAUUAGAUUAUAGCGUAUAUAUUUGCGUAUAUAUUUGUUGUUUACGUAGAUUAAUAUUCAUAAACUAUUUUAUCAAAUGAGAACACUGAAUAUGCGAAUCUAUAGCCUUAUGAAUAUAUGUAGAAGAUUUUGGUGUGGCAUUCAUUGUUUCCACUUCUAUCAUUGUUGCAUGCGAUAAUAUAGUUUAUCGUUAAACGAAAACAUUUUAUUUGGAUCGAAAUUUGGUACAAAUUAUUAAAAAUUUAUAUGCACGUGCACUUUUGAACGGAAAGAGGCGAACUUUUUUACUUAUAACUUAGUUUAGCUUUUAAAUGUGGUACUUUUGUAAGUGUUAUGUGACAUGUAGAAUAAAAAUAAACGAAAACAGUUGUUCUUAUAAGCA